Molecule: messenger RNA, 3199 nt
Organism: Hyaena hyaena (striped hyena)
Lineage: Eukaryota; Metazoa; Chordata; Mammalia; Carnivora; Hyaenidae
Gene: BIVM
Product: basic, immunoglobulin-like variable motif containing
Exons: 10
Coding region: 318-1829 (503 amino acids)
Biological process (GO): nucleotide-excision repair
Cellular component (GO): nucleus
Molecular function (GO): single-stranded DNA binding; DNA endonuclease activity
Source: RefSeq, a predicted model, not a curated record
GGCGGGGCCCCGCCGGGGAGACGGUCGCCCGGCCCCGGCCGCUCUGAGCCCGGCGGCCGCUGCCGGGGAAGGGACUCGGGUGUGAGCCCGGCAAGGGGCCCGGAGCGCGUGAGGAGGACACCGGGGACCGGGACCGAGACCUGGCCCGCUGGGGCUUAGCGCGUCUGGCCCGGCUCGCGGGCGCCUUUUCCGCUGUUAGAUCCCAUUUUACGGCUCUCAAGCUUCUGUAGGAUGCUGUAAACGGUUGUCACAGUUGGUUUUCAAGUAGCAGAAAGAGCUACAACUUCUCCUUCGCAGAGCUUUUAGAGUUGCAUUCAAUGCCUAACAUUGCAGAAGCAGAAAGGGCAAAUGAUUCUGGAAAUGGUGAGCACAAAUCCGAGAGAAACUCUCCUGAAGAGAAUCUACAAGGUGCUGUACAGUCUUUCUGCACUCGUGCCUCGGGGGCACCCUUGGGUCCCAAAGGAGAUGGUCAUUAUCCGUGGAGCUGUCCAGUGACCCAUACUCGGGAGAAAAUUUAUGCCAUCUGUUCAGACUAUGCCUUUCUCAACCAGGCAACCUCAAUCUAUAAAGCUCCAAAUUCAACCCGCUCUUCUUGCCUCCCCGAUAGUACCUCUUUAUCUGCCGGAAAUAACCCAUCAAGGUACAUCGGCAUCCCAGCUAGUACAUCAGAAAUCAUCUACAAUGAAGAAAAUAGCUUGGACAACUUAUCCCAUAGCCUGGGCAAGCUACCUCUCGCAUGGGAAAUUGAUAAGUCUGAAUUUGACGGGGUGACCAUGAAUUUGAAACACAAAUCAGGCAAUGUAAAGAAACAAAUUUGCAAGAAAAAAACUUCAGACAAAAAAGGAAGACAUCAAAGGGAGUGGCCUCAGUAUUCUCCUCUUGAAGAUAUUAAGCAGCGGAAAGUAUUAGAUCUCAGAAGAUGGUAUUGCAUAAGCCGACCACAAUAUAAGACUUCUUGUGGCAUCUCCUCAUUAAUUUCUUGUUGGAAUUUCUUAUAUAGCACAAUGGGAGCUGGAACACUUCCACCUAUUACCCAAGAAGAGGCUUUACAUAUUUUGGGCUUUCAACCUCCAUUUGAAGAUAUUAGGUUCGGCCCUUUCACUGGGAAUACGACACUUAUGAGGUGGUUUAGACAAAUUAAUGACCACUUUCAUGUAAAAGGAUGCUCGUAUGUGCUAUAUAAGCCUCAUGGGAAGAAUAAAACAGCUGGAGAAACUGCUUCAGGGGCCUUGUCGAAGUUAACUCAUGGAUUGAAAGAUGAAUCGCUGGCUUAUAUCUAUCAUUGCCAAAAUCAUUAUUUUUGUCCAAUUGGCUUUGAAGCAACCCCUGUGAAAGCUAAUAAAGCAUUCAGCAGGGGUCCCCUCUCACCACAAGAAGUAGAAUAUUGGAUCUUAAUUGGAGAAUCAAGUAGAAAACAUCCUGCUAUUCACUGUAAAAAGUGGGCAGAUAUUGUUACUGAUCUCAACACUCAAAAUCCAGAAUAUCUAGAUAUCCGACACUUAGAGAGGGGGCUGCAGUAUCGAAAAACAAAGAAGGUUGGGGGAAAUUUGCAUUGCAUUAUAGCAUUCCAGAGACUUCAUUGGCAAAGAUUUGGCCUUUGGAACUUUCCAUUUGGAACCAUUAGACAAGAAUCACAACCUCCAGCACAUGGCCAGGGAAUAGCCAAAUCUGAGAGCGAGGAUAAUAUCUCCAAGAAGCAGCAUGGGCGUCUGGGCCGAUCUUUCAGUGCUAGUUUCCAUCAGGACUCAACAUGGAAAAAGAUGUCCAGUAUCCAUGAGAGAAGGAACAGUGGCUACCAGAGUUAUGGUGAUUUUGAUGGGAAUGAUUGACCAUGUUGGGUACUGAACAAUUUGUGUUAUACAUACGACUGCUCUAUACAAGACUGCAUUAAGACAGUAGAAGGUUUUAUCAAGUCUACACUAAAUAGGAACAGAUGUUGUGGUACAAAAUAUAACCUUGUAGUUCUCCAGUAAAUAAGCUUGUAUAUGAUUAUGAUGGGUGAUUUCAGAUAUAGAAGCAGAUAAGCACAGAUUAUUGUCCUUUUAAUGAGUAUAUAAACAUUAUGGACAAUUUCACAAAAUCCAGUAAAAUUACAUAUAAACAAUUCAAACACAAAUUCACUUAAUAGCAUCAUGAUUUGAAAUACUUAAGCAUGAAAUGAUUUCUUAUAACUUGAUCACCACGCAUUUGUUGCGGAUAGUUUUAUUCCUAAACUCAAUAUAAAAGGUAACAUCUGCCCUUUUAAAGAAAAUUGGGGCUGUUGAUUUCUAGUUUUCUCUCAUGGUUAAAGCUCAUUUAAAAUUAUUUCAUCAGUCUAGAAUUCUUUUACUUGCAAGCAGCAUCUUGCCUGCCUCAUUUGUUUCCUGACUAACAUUCUCAGGAUCCUCCAUAAAGAGGCAAAAGUGAAGACUCAAGAAACUGAUCUUUUUUAUUGGUGCAUUGAUCUAGGAUAUUCUUGACUUUCUUGACUUGGUAUGGUACUAUCCAAUAUUGACAAGAUCUUCAGGCCUUGAAAGACUUCUGUCUACAGUGAACCUUGUUUUGGGAUAAAAGAAAAGUAGAAUCCAGAGUUUCUACAUCCAAGGUAAUCUAUGAAAUGAGACUUUGCAAUAUUUGAUUGGUCCCUGAGUGUGAAGUCCUAUGUUGCUAACAGCAUUAAAGAUGCAUUAGGAAUGCCAUGCCACUCAGAGGACAGAUAUCUGUAUUCCCAGCUCUGAGCUGCUUCCUUUUUUAAAUCGUACAAUUAGCUGUUUGAAGUGAGUGUUAAAUAGUUCAGAAGGAGUGGAUUUCAUGUAUUUGAGCUCCUGCCUCGUUGAUGUUCGUUUUUCUUCUGCUGUCAGCUUGUGAUGUGUUCUUUCAUUUCAGGGGAUGUUUCAUGACUCAAAUCAGUAACUUGAUUAUUACAAGGUGCUGAAUAUGUAGGUAACCAUAUUGCAAUACACCUCAAGGAGAGGGUUCAGAUUUUUAUUUUUAAAAUAUUUUCAUUUUCUUCUCUUUUGAAUUUUAUAUCCAUUUACCCACUCAGACAUGCCUAGCCUACAGACAGGGAUAUAUAUUAUGAAAUGGUCAUUUUUCUGAAGAGAAUAUUUUGCGUGAAAUGCAAAGGACUGAAAGAGAUUUGUAGGUCGUUGAUUUUGUUACUUCACACUGGAACUUUUAAGAAGUUUUCAUCAAAUAAAGUUUUGUUUUCUACUUUUAA